Molecule: messenger RNA, 3555 nt
Organism: Guillardia theta CCMP2712
Lineage: Eukaryota; Cryptophyceae; Pyrenomonadales; Geminigeraceae
Exons: 22
Coding region: 1-3555 (1184 amino acids)
Molecular function (GO): protein binding
Source: RefSeq, a predicted model, not a curated record
AUGCCUCAUCACCUCGCAAGUCGAGUUGCUUUCCUCCUGUUUGCUCUGCUAGUGCAUCCAAGGCCGUGCUCCCCGACGCUGCGAAAGAAGUUUGAGGUUCUGCGUCUCAACGGAGGAGUUCAGUACUAUGAGGGGAUGAGGGACGAGAGGGGAAGGUCCAAGAGCAACCCAGGAAAGCUCAAGUUUAUGAAUGCGACUAUGAUCAACGAGGAGUGUCGGCGAUGGUUGGAGGCCGAGUACGCGGCCAGGCGACAUGCCAACUUCGAGAGGAAUCGGCAAGAAUGCACCCCUCGAAGCAAGUCUGCGCCCCAUGAGAUGCAAUUCUCUGCCUCUUCUUGUCCGAUCCCCACGGGAUCUGAUUUCAACACGAACCUCUCUCUCUUUCAAUCUCGCAUCUGGUCGACUGGGCAACCCGCCAUCUCCGGCCAACAGCUCAACUGGAGUGAGGUCACUAGCAAGUCAACAGUUCGCUCAAGCUCCUCCGAGGAAUGGCUUAACCAUCGGCUGCGUGGAGGUAAGCCCGAAUCGAAGAGUUCGGUCAGGAAGAAUGAGAGAACGUUCGUCCACAACAUGGGGUCCCCCCUCGGGGCAACAAGCCCGGGAGAGGAAGGCGGAGCUGCAGCGCAGGUGGAAGCAGCGCUCAAGAUGUUGGAGACGUGUGACAGCUCGAGGUCUGACAUGACAAGUCGAGAGGGGAUCGCACAGCUGCAAGCCUUGAGUGAGCAAGGGAAUGGUCGCGCAGCCUUUAAUUUAGCGCAAAUUUACGAGAGGGGCAAUUAUGGCAUGACAGCCGACGCUUCAAAGAGCUUGGAGCUCUUGCAGAAUUCGGCCUUGCAUGGUUAUCCACCUGCGAUGUACCAUAUAGGGAUCCGGUGCCUCUCGGGAAAGGGAGUCGCUCGAAAUGAGACCAUGGCGAUCGGAUGGUGGCGCAAGGCAUCGAGACUUGGCCAUGAAAAGUCGCAGAUGAGGCUCGGGGUGUACCUGCUGGAUCGGGGGCAGAGGACAACUGAUCCUCAAGGAGCUGCGAUGGUCAAGGAAGCCGUUGCGUUGCUAAACACGGCGAGCUCCCAAGGCCUUCCAGACGCAAAGUAUGUCCUUGGAGCAUACCUUCUAGCCGUAUCAAAGGGGUCCUCUGAACGAAAGGAGGCGCUCGCGUUGAUCCAAGCCGCGGCUGAUGUCGGGCAUGUACUUAGCUCAGCGGUCAUGGGUAGAAUUCUACUGAAAGGUGAUCCGAGCAUCAAAAGUGACGAGAUCAAAGCUGCGAAAUAUAUAGAGAAGGCUGCACUUGGCGGUGACGCGGACUCGCAGUAUCUUUAUGGAUGUCUGUUCAUGGAUGGUUUUCGAAGAGAAGUGGAAGAGUCGACGUCGACUGGAUCGAAGCAACAUGAUUCUAGCCCUGUUGGAAAGCUUGUUGAAGAAAGGGAUCCAAUAGUAGCCUUCGAAUGGUUCAAGAAAGCUGCAGAGAGUGGAUCGGCUGAAGCUCAAUACAAAGUUGCGAUGAGGCAGCUGCAGAAGUUUCGAGACAGUGACUUUCAGAGGACUGAGAAGGCGGAAGCUUUGGAUUUGCUCAAGAAAGCAGCGCAGGCUGGGCACAUGGAGGCAGCAUGGCAAAUGGCCCAUCAGCUAAUGAGCCUGGCAAGAACUCUCAGGGUUAAGGUUUCUCGCAAAAUUGUUGCAGAAGCUGGUCAAUGGCUGGAGGAAGCAGCACAUGGUGGCCAUGCCAAGGCGCAGCUCCUCUUGGGCCAGAGCAUGCGAGAUGGAAGGUUUGGCUUCGCCGAGAGCACGAAUAGAAGCAUAGCAACAGAGUGGUUGAAGCGAGCUGCAGAGGCUGGUGAAUUAGAAGCACAGGUGGAGUACGCUCUUGCUCUCGUUCGUGGCGAUGGCGUGAAGCAAGACGAGUCCUCAGCAAGGGAAUGGUUGUCAUUAGCUGCUGCUGCAGGCAACAUGCGAGCAAGAUACGAGCUUGCAAAGCACCUCCUUGCCAACGUCGGAGAACGAAAUUCCUUGUAUGAGGACAUAGCCAACCCAUCCAAGAAAGCUGUCGAUCUCUUGAGGGAUUGUGUGCAACAUGGUUAUCUCGACGCCAUGUAUGAGGUAUUGUUUCGAGCUGGAAACUGGAUGAUAAAGUCCAAUCGCACCGAAGCCAUUCACCUCUACAGGUCGCUGCUAGAGAAGCGCGAGGAUCCUGAAAUUGCCAUGGAAUUUGCCACAUUGCUCCUCGAAAACAAGUACAGGGACAUUCAGUCUCAUGGACGAGAAAGGGCCUUCGUGGACGAAGUCCGCGAGGGCCUCAAGUGGCUGAGAUUCGCAUUCAGCAACGACGUCGAAGGAGCAGAGAAGUCCCUGCGGGACGCGCAGCUGCAGUUCUCUCGCUUCCUCAACAUGCAAGAGAUGGCUGGCGAGUUGGGUGCGGGGCUCGAGCACCUCAACAUCUCUUACCCUGCUCACCUUGGGACCGGGAGGCUCCGGAUCACGCUGGUCCGACCUCGUAACCUGCCUAAGUGUGCGGCAGGGCAAGGCAAGGUUCCGAGCAAGCCGAAGCAGACGCAUGUCUACGUCACCUUGGAGUCAGAGCGACACGCCACCGCAGCUGACAGCGAGGAGGAGGAGGAGGGGGUGCAGGAGGUGGACAACUUCGAGAAGAGCUGGGAUGGAGAGCUGGGUGUGAGGUGGACGAAAGUCUAUCACUCCUCUCGAUUUAGGCACUUGAAACUGACGGGAGGGCACGGGAUGCGAGAGGCUCCGAUCUCCACCCUUGAGGUCCAGACGAGGAAGGUUUGGAACGAUACGUUUGCAUGCUACCUCAAUGGUUCUAAGAACGCAUUCCACCGCCCUAUGUCGCACAUAGAGUUGGCGCUGAGGCGCGAAGAGGCGAAAUUCCGCAAGGAGUUCAACGCCAAGGUUCUGAUCUCGACGGAUCAAGUAGUGGUGGACCAUGAAGGAACGACGUUGCCCUGGAGCAUCCUUCAGAAGGUCCCGAACCUCAACAGGAUCUACGAGCCGAUCGUGGCGAAGCAUCGAGACACCAAGUUCUUGAAUGAGUUCCAGGGAGACUUCGACACGAUCCUUGACUUCGACCCCUGGACGGAACGAUGCAAGAACGGCGACUGGAAGGUACCAGGAAGGAACAGAGAAUUCUAUGACUGGCACGGGCCAUGGUACGAGUGGCUGAGAAAGUACACCAAGGGCUUGUUGACGAGGAAAGACGUUCCCGCGGGGUCCCUUCCUCCGUACAUGAAGAAGACCGAGAUAAGAAGGCAGAUCCGAAAGUUGGCGUGGGAGAAGGUCAAGACGAUCCAUGUUGCGAGAGAGAAGCGCCGCUUGAAGAAAAAGCUUCAGCAAGCUCAGUCCAAAGACACCAAGACGAGCUCCGGGAGACCUCGCCGAGAGGGGAGGCGGGGGGAUCUCUCCUCGUCCAUGGAGGAGUACUCUCAGGAGGAGACGCAGCCAAGAGUCGUCAGGCCUCAGCCUUCCGAUCCGACCAGCGAGCCUCCCAAGAUGUCCAAGUUGUGCAGCAAGAGCUCGUUCCUUCAGAGCCUGUUAAGAGCCAACUGA